ACAAUCUUUAUUCUCUAGAUAACAUCGUGAUACGGACGGACACAAUACAGGGUCAUGUGGAUGAACAAUUUAUUAAAAUAACACGAUUUUUCUCUGUGUUUAUAAAUACAUGUUUAUUCACUUAUUUGGAAUUGUUUACGUCAGGCGGUUAAUUUAUAAUUUUUUGACAUAAGAACAAAAUAUAGUGAUAGUGUGACUUAUUAGUAAAGGAAUUUGUAGCUCUUGAAGUAAAGAUCAGAAAAACGAUAGGAGGAAAACGAACGAAGAUGCACAAAGGUUUAUCUUCUGUGUUAUCAAUAAUUAUAGUUAUCACCCAGGUACAGUGCGAUAUCGAUUAUAAAGUAUGUAACCCACUUAAUGCAACUGUUGUACCCCCUCCACCGCCGGAACUUGCCGUGUCGUAUUCGACGCGUGUGGAAUGGAAAUGGUUAAAUACAAACACGUCAGUGGAUAUCACGGAAAUUUACAACGGUAUCACGGAUAUGGGGAGCCAGGACAUGUAUAUUGAAGGUCAACAUGUCAAGGUCGUCUACGAUUAUAAGGAGAGCCAGUAUAUAACGUAUACACAAAGAGACGGAUGCAUCGUUAAUGGUCUAGGGACGCUAGCGUUCUAUGAUAAUAAAAUAUGGCUGACGGCAUUCAAACUCUUGUACAAUAUUGCAAGAAAAACAGAUGUGGCGUAUGUGGGUCAAGCUUAUGUAAGGUCGACUCUGACAGAAAAGUUUCAAACUUGUCUAUAUCUGUACCAAUUCAACAUCACUGUACAGUUAGAUAUGUACUUCUCAGCUUUCGGUUGGGGAAUGGCCCUAUCACGGCCUGAUGAAAUGGUUCCGGUAAGGCUAGAAAUGAAAGGAAGUGUCACAUACAACAAUACUAAAGCCGGCGUAGUGCCAUUCCACGUAGUUGGUGAUUUUAUUGAGUUUAAUCCAAAACCAGAGGUAGAUCAGACACAGAUGCAAAUACAGCCAGGAGUGUUCUGUUCGGGACGAAUGUCAAGAAAACCAAUGAAUAUUUUACCAGAUAGUUUCAGUCUUGUCUACGAGAAGAUAGACAUGGAUUAUUCGAGGAUUACGUAUGAAUCUAUAUGGUUUGAUUCAAAGAAACGACUGGUACGAAGAGAUUCUAAAGAAGCCAGUGGAAACGAUCCUGACCCGACCUCGGAAAUAUUUGAUUUCAAUUUAGGUGUGCAUUACUCAAUCGAUCCGUACAUGGGAAACUGUGAACCUAUAUCUCAGCUAGACUUGGGUGAUUUAUUUGUUGCAAGCAACGGUAACUUGACCAUACGUAUGAUGUCAGCUGCGGAAUUCUUUCACGCACAAAAUGCUAAAAUACAAUAUAUCGGAACAAGAGUGACACGAGGCGUGACAUGUGACGUGUGGGCGGGACUAUACCUGGAUGAAGAAGCCAAUAGAAAUUUUACAAUAGAAUGGUACUUUACUCAGGAUCAUUGGAUAGAAGCCGUCGGCGGGAUUAUACAACCAGCAUCAUUAUUUAGAAUAGAUAUAUGGCAGGGAGGUCAAGACAGACCAAUAGUUUACAAUGUGCUAAAGUUUAACAGUGAACCACCACCUCAAGAUGUGUUUGAUGUCGGUCAAUGUUUUGUGGCAUCUCAGAAGUACAGACUUCUCGUAUAUUUUGCAGUGGUUAACAAUGGAAGUCUGGACACAGUGAGCUACAGUUAUUUAAAAGAGACGCUUCAUUCACGCCUUGUUACAGCAGCCUUUCUUCCGCCGUUACGUCUCUCAAAAUUAUCUAUUGAAUUCGUGGGGAUAAGUGACGUAUAUGUUGACGCCAUGCUGUUGGAGAACUCCCCUUUGACAAACCCUAGGAUUGUCCCGCCUCCGCGACAACAACACACAAUGGAAGCUGCGUAUGAUUUCUUGAAGGGUCAGAUUGGCGGAAAGUUACGUAUAACACUCAGUAGUACCACACAUCAGAAAACUGUCAUACUUGAAAGUCGGGGUAUUUUGAAAAUCGACUACAGUCAAGAGUUUGCGGCUAUUACUACAACCUCUACGACAUCAACAACAGAGGCAACUCCGCCACCUCCUGACAUACCGACCACAACGAAACCAUUGGUUCCAACAAAAUACAACACACCAGACACAUUACCUACACAAAGACCAUGCACGUGCCCUACGCCGAAAUGUGCAACGCCAUCAAGUUCCCCGUGCCCAACAUUACCGCCAAGCACACAAACGCAAUGCCCAAAAAUUACAUGCCCUCCUUCAACAUGUCCCACGGUAAAUAAUCGCGCCUGUCCAAUUAGAACAUGUCCUACACCUCAACCAUGUCCAUCUUGUUCUACCCCUUCACCUUGUCCUAAAUCAACAGUGCCGACACCUUGUCCGACACCUGCUCCAAGCAUGUGCAUGAAUAAAACAUGCCCAGUGACUACUCCAUGUCCCAAAGUAACAUGUCCGAAAUUGACUUGCCCGCAACUGUCAUGCCCACCAACCAAACCUUGUAUUUCUGUUCCUUGCACUACGAACUGCCCCACUCCUCCAACAACAAGUCCGUGUCCAAACAUUGAAGGAAAUCUAGGUCAUCAGCAAAGUCAACAAAGUGAUAGUGACUCCGGAGUUAAAGGCGGUGUAGUUGCCGGAAUUGCGAUUGUGAUGGUCAUUGUCGGCAUUGUAAUAGGAUUUGCUGCAAUAAUAUUGUAUAAGAAAUUUAGAGUCGUCAGCCCUGAUAAAAGAAAUUUUAUAGACAAAUAUCUUGAUGACGAAGAAAGAUACUGAUAGUGGUGAAAAUAUUCAUGAUACAAAAUAUUUAACUUUAUAUAAGAAAUCAGACUUUACUGAAACUUACACAUGAGUCAUUGUGUUUGCGUAUAUUGUGACGUGCAGAUCUGUGAUAUUGAUGUAAUUAUUUACGUUGCCAAUCGGCAUUUCCGUGAAAUUCCGUAAAAAGUUUGUGUUUGUAUUUCCCGUUCUUUUUUGUGUACCUUAAUGCAUGCGUCAGGAAUCGAAUAUUUGCCAAAGACAGAAUACUUUAAUCCGUGAGACACUUGACCAGAAUCUGUCUAUAUUGAGACAAAUUUGGCGACUAAGUGUCAAUUUAAGUGUAAUGAAUUAUAUGUAUGUCAAAAAGGUUAACAUUUCAUCUCUAGGUAUUUCGUUCUCUAUGUAUAUAAAAAUUGUUUUGAACCGGAAGCAUUUCAUUAUUAUCAUUUUCCUUGCCAUGUAAAGGACCAUGGUAUUAUUAAGUUUAAUGUUUGUUGUCUACAUUUCCAAUAAUAAAAGCGUUGAUUUUGAGAA
Messenger RNA from Ruditapes philippinarum (Manila clam), 3260 nucleotides. RefSeq lists its product as uncharacterized. The record is from RefSeq and is a predicted model, not a curated record. The coding region runs from base 267 to 2741 and encodes 824 amino acids. The transcript is spliced from 17 exons. Lineage: Eukaryota; Metazoa; Mollusca; Bivalvia; Venerida; Veneridae.